Cantharellus anzutake is the source of this 765-nucleotide messenger RNA. RefSeq lists its product as uncharacterized. Gene Ontology annotation, cellular component: Ino80 complex. The record is from RefSeq and is a predicted model, not a curated record. The coding region runs from base 70 to 543 and encodes 157 amino acids. Gene Ontology annotation, biological process: chromatin remodeling. Lineage: Eukaryota; Fungi; Basidiomycota; Agaricomycetes; Cantharellales; Hydnaceae. The transcript has 6 exons.
UAUGGAUCUCAUUCAUUCAAAAUUGUAAUUUGUAUUCAAAUUUGGACCGUGACAGCAAAUCUGGGUGCCAUGGCUCCCAAAGCAAAGAAGAAGCCUGCUGAUGAUGGUGGAACCACUGAGCCUUCUUUAGCUGAAAGGCUCUCAUUUCUUGACUAUCCACGACCGUUCAAGAAUCCUAGCUGGUCGAGCAGUCGGCAAGGGGCUGCAAAUAAACGUGGUCGAGGGCUGAAACAAAUCUUAGCUAGUGACCGGGAGAGGGAGAAAUUUUAUCGAGAGCAGGCGCAAUUAGCCCCGGAAGUGGAUGGAGAGGUCCCCAAAAGCCGAGAGGAGGAUGUUGUGUUCUAUCACACCGUUGAAGCCCCUCCCUCAAUAUUGCCUCAAGGAAAGUACUGUGACAUAACUGGCCUAGAAGGACCUUACACGCAUCCAACGUCAGGGUUACGAUACCAUGACCAGAGCGUAUACGAAGUCGUCAAAUCCUUGAAUCCUUCGGCUCAACAAGCGUACUUAGCUGCGAGAGGCGCAAGUAAUAUCGUCAAGUAACAUCUUGGGCGAUCGUUGGACCGAGCGCCCAGGCCUUGUGACAUUGCAUAAUGCCCCUACUACCGCAACGCUCCUUGAAACACAGAAUCCGCGAUCGAUUUCCUGCUUCUCCAUUCUUAUGUACAACACCAAGACACAAAUCGAGUAUAGUACACAAAUCCAGGUCAGGGAGAUGAUGAAGCCACUAUACGCCAGUACCAAGAAAAUGGAAUAAUAUGACGA